AUGGAAAAUUUGUUUGGAGUCCAAAAUUCAUGUCACUCACUGGCAGAUGAUGGCUUAAAUAAAACCAGACAAAGUUUACAUAGAAUGAUACAGCAGUUAGCGAUACCCUAUAUUUCAGUGUUCGAUGAAGACCAUGAAGUUCUCGUUCACCGAGAUAUCCCAAAGAAUCAAUGUUUAUCCCUCAAACCACACCCCACUUACCGGGAGCCCCAAGAUUGUAGUAGUGAAGUAAUAAUACCAAACAGCAUUCAGCUCAAAUGCGAACGUAUAAAUUCGAAGAAUGUCCGUGUAAAGUUCGGAUAA
Messenger RNA from Loa loa (African eye worm), 303 nucleotides. RefSeq lists its product as hypothetical. The record is from RefSeq and is a predicted model, not a curated record. NCBI's taxonomy places the organism in Eukaryota, Metazoa, Nematoda, Chromadorea, Rhabditida, Onchocercidae. The transcript is spliced from 2 exons. Bases 1 to 303 code for a protein of 100 amino acids.